Molecule: messenger RNA, 2710 nt
Organism: Oncorhynchus keta (chum salmon)
Lineage: Eukaryota; Metazoa; Chordata; Actinopteri; Salmoniformes; Salmonidae
Product: myotilin-like
Exons: 10
Coding region: 650-2017 (455 amino acids)
Biological process (GO): homophilic cell-cell adhesion; dendrite self-avoidance; axon guidance
Cellular component (GO): axon; plasma membrane
Molecular function (GO): cell-cell adhesion mediator activity
Source: RefSeq, a predicted model, not a curated record
ACAGCCGCGCUCUGAAAUCACCUGUGAGUCGGCGCGCACGUCAUUCUGCAUACCCGAUGUGGGUGUACACAAGUUACUACGGACCUGUUGCACUCCAACUCUUAUCACAAACAUUUAACUCUCCUCUGCGGUGAAGCCUUUAUUGAAGUUGAAAUAGCAUACGAUAUUUAAUCUAGGAACAUUUAUCCAGGUGUCCAGAUUCAGAGCUGCAGAGCUGCAGUGUGAGUGAAGAGGGUAUCCACAGCUCAGAGAGUCAGAGGUCACAUAAAGCCUGCAGAACCAAAAAAACAACCACCAAACUGUUCACUCCCAGCAAGCCCAGCUUCCAGAACUCAAGAGAUUUUGGAGGCAGUAGCAUGAGCAGCAGUGUGGCUGACCUGCCCACCUUCUCCCCCAGCCUUUUUGCCCCCAGUGCCUUCAACUAUGCUCGGCCACGCCAGUUCAUCCAGUCUCAGCCAGCCUUUCAGGCCGACAGCUACAAUGUCGCCCAGGCUCUGCCUCAGCCCAGCGGGAACAGCAGCAAGGCCUCUCUUUCCUCUUCCAAUCUGAGCUUCCCCAUUUCCACCCCUGCAUCCUCACAGCUGACGGUGUUCCCUCGUGAUCCUCCUCCCUCCUCCGCUGCCCAGUCCAUGUCCCCUCUUGCGCCCCCAUGCGCUCCACUAUCACCCUCACCCCCAGGGCCUACGCCAGUGUCCCAGCCCCACCUGAGCCCAAGUCCUCUCCAGCUGCCUUCCUCUGCUCUGUCCUGCCCUCUCAGUCCACCCCACAUUACAAGCCUGCUCCCAUGUCUAUUCCUCAGCCUCUAUCCCCAGCUCUCUCCCCAACCCCCCCCAACCCUCUGCCCAAGCCCAGGUUUGAUGCCUCCCUGCACAUGGGACAGGGACUGUCUCUCCCUACACAGAGCCUGCCUAUGAGUCAGUUUCCCCACUCUCCACCCCCGCCCCCGGUUUCCAUGCCACAGCCCCCCUUUCCUCCUCCCUCAUGUGUGUCUCUGCCUUCUAGCUACAGAGGGACCCCAAACAUCCUUCCCAAGCCCACCCUGAAGAAGGCUCCUGUUCCUAGGUCAGGGUCCCGCAACACGGAUGAGGAUAUCCAGGGCUCCAAGGAUGCCCUGAUCCAGGAUCUGGAGAAGAAGCUGCGUACCAAAGAGGCCCGUAGGCAAAACAGCCAGAAGCUGUCCUAUGAGGAGCGCAUGGCUCGAAGGUUGCUGGGUCCAGAUAACGCUGCCUCUGUCUUUGAGAAUUCCUCUGACUCACAACCCGACCAGCCAGAAUCACCAGAGGGACGUAACACCGGAGGAAUAUGGUACCUUUUACCAACGGACGGCAAAAGCAUGGGCAAACACCACUCUGGUACUGAUGUCAACGAGGGCUCAGCCAUCCAGGAGAAGUGCUAUGCCCCACGCUUCAUCCAGGUCCCCCAGGACCUCACGGUGGAGGAGGGCAGGUUCUGUAGGAUCCACUUCAAGGUGGGGGGUCUGCCCACACCAGACGUGACCUGGUACCUGGAUGGUAAAGUCAUCCGUCCAGACGACUACCACAAGAUGCUGGUGUGUGAGAAGGGCGUGCACUCCUUCAUCAUUGAGAUCGUGACGGUGCAUCACGCCGGAGUCUACGAGUGUAUUGCCAGGAACCGUGCCGGGGAGAACCGCUUCUCCAUGAAACUGGAGGUUAUCGCCCAGGAGGUGCUUCGUCCCCCUACCUUCAUCCAAAAGAUGCUGAACUCUCGUGCCUUGGAGGGGGACACAGUGAGGUUAGAGUCUAAGGUGACUGCCUCCCCUCCACCAACGCUCUUCUGGAAGAAAGACAAAGACAUGCUACGCAUUGACCCCACCAGAAUGAGCCUGUACCAGGACAGCACAGGAAGUCAAUGCCUGCUCAUUGAGAGGCUGGUCAAAUCUGAUGCAGGCUGGUACACCCUGUCUGCCAUCAAUGAGGCCGGCAUGUCCACCUGCAAUGCCAGACUGGAUGUAGGAACACGCACCAACAAGCCUGCCCCCUACAGGCAAGCAUUUUAAAGUCCCCCUACUCCGCCAUCUCCCCAUCCUGUUUCCAGACCCCCCCCAGCACACGGCCCCCCUGUACGAGAGUGAGGAGCUUUAGACGACACUAAACCAGCAGUAUAAUAACCUGUUGUACCGCUCUGCUCCACUUUAUACUGGUCUGUCAGUCUGUCCACUGAGACUGUCAUGUUGUCUGUGCCUGGGGGAGAAAAUUAAUCAAAGUUUUGAGGAAGCAGAUAUACCCACAGUGCCUCAGUCUCAAACAGGACACCUCACCAGUCCCCGCAUUUGUCAAAUGCACUUUUAGUUUGAGCCCUUCUGUAGUUUUCUUUAGGGUGGGCUGGUCAGAUGGUUCUCAACAUCAUCCUCUAGUAUGGUGAAUCUUACCUGGCCUGAGCACAGACCUUUGUCAAAUGCUGUCUCUGUGGUUUGCUGUUCUAGUUAGAGAAUGAAUCAUGUAUUGUCUCCAGAUAACUCUUUUGAAGUUCCUUUACAAAAAGCAGCAUUUAUGACUGCAGCUUCAAGUGACUCUUUCUGGUUUUAAAAAGGUAACAUUAUUUUAAUGUAUAAAGUAUUUAUUGGACAAUUCUGAAAUGUAAAUGGUUGCCUUCACACCCAAAUGUACGACCUCUGUCUGAUUCUGACCAUAGAAAAACGUUUUGAAGUCUUAUGUAUGUGAAUGAAUGCGUAAUAAAGUUUUACAAUACA